Molecule: messenger RNA, 569 nt
Organism: Prorocentrum cordatum
Lineage: Eukaryota; Dinophyceae; Prorocentrales; Prorocentraceae
Source: the annotation of a GenBank genome assembly
CCGCUCCGCGCCACCGCCGCCGCCGCCGCGAUGGCGGGCUUCAAGGCGGCCGAGCGGCGGCAAACGGAGGCCGCGCAGAGGCAGACGGAGCGGAGGCACAAGCAGCAGCUCGUGCAGAGCCUCGAGGCUGCGAACAAGCGCCGGGAGGAAGCGAUCAUGCGCCACAAGAAGGUCCCAGGAGUGCCGAUGCGCCACAUUCACGACGGCAACCUCCCGACCGGCGCGCACCUCGCCCUGGAGGCGGAAGCGCGGAGGGCGGCGCGGGUGCCCAAGCCGGACCGGGGCGCCUGCCUCGACGCGCCGCACGUCACGGAGAGCGCGCCGUGGCAGCUGGCGCGGCGUCCGACCAGGCGCCCCCCGUGGGCGACUUCACGAGGGGCAUCCGGGGGGGGCACGGGCACUUCAAGACGCUGCAGGAGGCGAAGGCGGGCGAGGCGGUGAGCGACAGGUGGGGCAGCGGGCGCUUUGGCCCGAGCCAGAAGGCUGGCGAGUGCGACAGCCACCACUUCGCCGCCAGCGCCGUGCCCGCCUGGCGCCCCCAGGGCGUGGCGCCGCCCGGCCACGGCGCC